AUGGCAAACAUUGCAGCCCAAAGGAUAAAAAGGGAAUUCAAAGAAGUCAUCAAAAGUGAAGAAGUAGCAAAGUGUGCCAUAAGACUAGAAUUAAUAGGAGAUUCCUUCACUGAAUUGCGGGGUGAAAUAGGAGGUCCACCAGAUACUCCCUAUGAAGGUGGUUUAUUUGUUUUAGAGAUCAAAAUACCUGAAACAUAUCCCUUCAAUCCUCCAAAAGUCCGGUUUGUAACAAAAAUAUGGCAUCCCAACAUUUCCUCAGUAACAGGAGCCAUAUGUUUAGAUAUCCUAAAAGAUCAGUGGGCAGCAGCAAUGACUUUAAGAACAGUCUUACUUUCUUUACAAGCAUUAAUGGCUUCACCUGAACCAGAUGAUCCACAAGAUGCAGUGGUUGCAAAACAAUUUAAAGAAAAUGAAGAAAUGUUCAGGUUAACUGCUAGAUAUUGGACUUCUGAAUAUGCUGGAGGACCAAACGAGAAUCAGGAUUUUCAAAGGAAAGUUCAGAGACUAAUUGAUAUGGGCAUCGAAUCCGAUAGAGCUUGUGUAGCAUUGUCAGCAUAUAACUGGGAUUUGGAGAGAGCUACAGAACAGUUAUUCAGCUAG
Molecule: messenger RNA, 600 nt
Organism: Nezara viridula (southern green stink bug)
Lineage: Eukaryota; Metazoa; Arthropoda; Insecta; Hemiptera; Pentatomidae
Source: the annotation of a GenBank genome assembly